AUGGACUGGGCAAAAAGUUCUCACCAGAAUUCUGCCAUGUUGCUUCUUGACUUCAAGAAGGCCUAUGACAGAGUCGAAUGGAAAUUUAUCUUGAUGAUGUUGGAAGCCUUUGGCUUUCCUCCCUAUUUUUGUCUUGCCGUGCAAACUCUUCUUAAGGACGCCUCGGCUCAGAUUGAAAUUAAUGGAGUUCUUUCCCCUUCUUUUUCGCUUAGUAGAUCUAUCAGGCAGGGUUGCCCCCUUGCCCCUGCCCUUUUUGUCAUCGCCUCUGAAGCCCUGUUUUAUAUUCUCAGAGAUUCUUCCUUGUCUCCUGAGGUCAGAGGUCUAUAUCUCCCUAAUAAUGAUGAGCUUAUUAACUGUCAGUUUGCUAAUGACACUGCUCUGUUUUUUGAACUUUCUGAAGUUAACUUUAGAGUCCUUCAAGGGAAGCUUGACCUAUUCUAUUCUGCCUCUGGUGCUCGCAUUUCCCAUACUAAGUCGAUUUGUCUUGGAUGGGACGAACACCCCCCUGAGUGGUUUUCCAAUUCAGGUUUUUUGUGGGGAGGCCCCAACAAAACCGUUAAGUACCUCGGUAUCCCCUUCUCUGUGGAUCCUGUUCUUAAGAAUAUGUGGCUUUGGAUUAAAGAAAAAAUCCUUAAUAAACUUAACAAAUGGCACAAUAGAACCUUGUCUUUAGCUGGGAGAAUUCAAUCGGAUGGAAAAGGAAACAAGAAACAUCAUGUUGUUAAAUGGGCCUGGUGCCAUGCUGACAAGAUCCUUGGGGGGCUUGGGCUUAAAGAUCUAAAAUUCCAGGGUAUUGCCCUUUCCGCCAAAUGGAUCUUUCAUUCCUUGGAGGGUAACAGCCCUUGGAAAGUGCUUGUCAGGCAUAACAUUGAGAGAGGUUUUCCCAAGAAAGCUAAGUCUUGGAAAAACCUCCCCUUCGGUGAUCUCCUCCUGGGUAACUUCCCUGUCUCUGUUCAAGGUUCUUUGGUGUUCAAGUCAAUAUGGAAGGCUUGGGAACACGUCAUGGAGCACAUUACCAACAAGGACUGGUACCACCAUGAUCAACUCCACGGAGAAAGAUCUAUUUGGUGGAAUCUUGCCAUCAGCGGGAAGCCUCUUGCCCUAUCCCAAGGAUGCUCUGCCAGAUCCUGGGCUAAAAAAGGUAUAAACCAAUUUGUGGAUCUGUUUGAAUCUGACUGCCUCCCGUCUUGGGAUGCUAUUAAGUCCAAGUAUGAUAUUCCUGAUUCGCAGAAAAAAACUUAUAAUAUGGUUCUUCAAGCCUCCAGAAAUAUCCCGUCUGCUUGCAAUGUGGAUUCUCUUAGACACCUUAAUUGCAAGUGGCCAGGGGGUGUUGCUUUGGCUAGCCUUAAAGCCAAAAAUAUUCACUUUGUUAUUAACCAGAAUAAUGACAUUAUUAAUCAUGUGAACUCUGUUUGGCAUUCCUCAUUUGAUAUUAAGAUUUGGAAUAAAUUGUUUCAAUGCUUAUGGAGAAGUCAUGUUGAGCCAAAAAUCAAUUGCUUUAAGUGGCUUGUUUUACUUGAUAAGCUUCCUCUCAAAAGGUUCAAUUCUGAUUCUGAUUCCUGUAAUGAUCUUUGUAAUCUUUGUAGACUCCCGGAAACUGGGAGACAUAUUCUUUUUUAUUGUCUUCUUGCUAAAGAAAUAUGGAGCAUGUUUGGUAUUAUCUAUCCUAUUAAUGUGAGCAUUCUUGACAUAAUUACUGGUUAUAUCCCUGGUCUUCCCAAGGAUUCGAAUUUAUUUUGGAAUAUGUUGUCCUCUAACAUUCUUUGGCAGAUUUGGAAAUGCAGGAACGAAGAGAAGUACCAAGGUAAGCCAAGGGCUCUUACUGAGUUUUUCAGAAAACUCACACAUUUCAAAAUCUUUUUGCAGGUCCAUGUCACCAUGAUGGUUGAGAAUAAGAAGCUAAAAAGAUUCCUCCAAUGCGGUCAUGCGUCUUUCUACUUCCAUGAGCUGAAAAAUGGCUACCUUUGGCGGAGAACGCUGGAUGAUCUUCAUGCUUUUGAUGCUGCCUGUGAGAAGCUUAAGAAAGAUAUCAGGAAGAACGCGAAUCCCAGGAUGGAUGAGCUCUCCUUGCUCGCUCAAGUGCAAGCGCAUCAGAACUUAGUUUGGAUGGAAGGCCCCCUUGGCUGGAUUGCAUGGGUGGAUGGUUCAUGUGACAUUCUGUAUUAG
Molecule: messenger RNA, 2166 nt
Organism: Cryptomeria japonica (Japanese cedar)
Lineage: Eukaryota; Viridiplantae; Streptophyta; Pinopsida; Cupressales; Cupressaceae
Exons: 2
Coding region: 1-2166 (721 amino acids)
Source: RefSeq, a predicted model, not a curated record